Molecule: messenger RNA, 681 nt
Organism: Penicillium subrubescens
Lineage: Eukaryota; Fungi; Ascomycota; Eurotiomycetes; Eurotiales; Aspergillaceae
Product: putative copper resistance protein Crd2
Exons: 3
Coding region: 151-477 (108 amino acids)
Source: RefSeq, a predicted model, not a curated record
CAUCUUCAGUGUCAUUCCAAACUCACAAAACCCUUUCUUCUGUGCCUUCAAACCUUUUACCAGCAACUUCCGUUGAUCACCUUUAAGCUGCAAGCUUAUCUACAAAGACCCACCUUAUCUCAAUCCAAUCUGCCAACAAACACCGUCAAAAUGGUCCACCCCGCUUCUACCUGCUGCAAGACCACCCAGGGUGCAGGCUGUGUCUGUGCUGCCCAGGCCAAGUGCUCAUGUGGCAAGGAGUCUGCUCUCCACUGCACCUGCAACAAGGCUUCCUCUGAGAACCAGAUCUCCGGUGCCCGCUGCUCUUGCCGCUCUCGCCCCGCUGGUCAGUGCACUUGUGAGCGCGCUGUCACCGAGAACAAGCCCGUCCAGGGCGAGACUUGCGCCUGCGGUAGCCGUCCUUCCGCUUCCUGCACCUGCGAGAAGGCCGAGGCUGUUGAGUCUGCUCUGGAGCAGGACUUCACCACCCGUGCUUAAAUAGCUUCGCUGAUGGGUGUUGCUGAUUGAUGAUCCACGCAUUACUGGGUUUUGCUUGAGUUGCAUUGUUUUUGGGUUUGGGAAGGCUGGCGUUUGGACGGAGCUAUCUGGGGUUGACUUACAUUAUCAUACAAUAGUUUGAUUCACAUUAUUCAUAUGUGAUCCAUCAUGAGUCAUGAAAUAUCAUCAUGCUUCCACUUGAAC